CCUCUUUUGAUGGAAGUGGAGCUGCCCCUUCCCGUUGAAAAGCGUUGCCAUGUGGACCUUGCUACGGGCAUGGUGGCCUUGGACUCAGACCUUGACGCCGAAUGCCAGCCUUCGGAUCCUUCGAAUCCUUCGAACGACGCGUCCACCUCCUGCGGGACGCUGUCGCUUGCACAACUCCGAGCCAAGGCCCUGGCGAAGGCGGGAAAAGGCUUCACAGAAGCCACAAUAGCAACUUCCUUGCCUCCCAGAACUGGACGUGCGAAGUUGUGUUCCGCGUCCAGCAUGGUCGAGGCGGCGCUGGAGAGUCAGACAAGCAAGGAAUCCCAGGAAUCGGAGAUCAGUUGGACAGCCACCAAGACCUGGUCCUCUCCAGGGCAAAUCUUCAAGCAGCAGCUUCUGCGCUGGGCCGCGGACGAACGGAUACGCAUGGCUUUUAAUCCUGAGUACUGCGUGGUGGUUGACAACGAUGACUUCAAGAAUGGCGCCAAGAUUCAAUUGUUCCCCGUAACCGCAGUUGCCAGGUGGAAAUGCGAUGAUUCCAAUGAGAUGCAAGACUGGGUCCUGUGGAGUCACUUCGGUGGCAGCUGCAGUGGAAUGAUUGCGGCACAAGCCACUGACAAGGAGUACUGCAUGGCGACCUGGCUGGUGCUGGUGGGGUGCUCCAAAGUGGUGGAUGGCAACAACGGCUUCGACGGAGCCAAAGUCCAGCUAUGGAAAUGUGCGGGAGACCAAUAUGCCAAGACGUGGACCGAACCCAUCCUGGGGCCACUUGAUCAUUUGGAUGUGCUGCUGCUGUCGCUCCAGUGGAAUUCGCUGGUGAUGGCAGGUAAGCA
Molecule: messenger RNA, 833 nt
Organism: Cladocopium goreaui
Lineage: Eukaryota; Dinophyceae; Suessiales; Symbiodiniaceae
Source: the annotation of a GenBank genome assembly